Molecule: messenger RNA, 2698 nt
Organism: Ceratina calcarata
Lineage: Eukaryota; Metazoa; Arthropoda; Insecta; Hymenoptera; Apidae
Gene: Idh
Product: isocitrate dehydrogenase [NADP] cytoplasmic
Exons: 2
Coding region: 1028-2428 (466 amino acids)
Biological process (GO): isocitrate metabolic process; NADP+ metabolic process
Cellular component (GO): peroxisome; mitochondrion; cytosol
Molecular function (GO): magnesium ion binding; isocitrate dehydrogenase (NADP+) activity; NAD binding
Source: RefSeq, a predicted model, not a curated record
UCUUCUUCAAGUAAAGUCGACCGUACUAAUCAAAUCGUCUAUAUUCGAACGAUCUAAACUUAGAUUUUUCAAUUACUGUGUCAUUGUAACAAUUCAAGUGGACGAUGAUUCAAUUCUUAAAGCGCGUUUUACAUGAACCACAGAGGCGGCGACGGCGACAACGACAACGUUCACUCUAAAUGUCACACGUAACAAACCAGCUGACAGUUAUUUUCACAUUUUUUUACGAUCAGUACGGAAAUUAAUGCAGUUUUAUGAAGUCUAUUCGAGAUAAAGCUAAUUUAUAUAUAUUUAGAGGAGAUAAUAUUUUUCCAUGUCAGGAUAGAGAUAGGAUAUUUAAUUGUUUUGAAACAUAUCAUGCGAGCUCUACGAAUAUUGUGUUUACUCAUCUCCUAUUAAUCAUUCUGUUUUUGUGUGACUCUUUUCCAAUAUAUUUCUGAAAAUAGAUAUCUGCAUAGUCGAAUUGACUUCUCUACUCGAGUUUCUACCAUAUCUCUGAAGUGAUGACAUGACACAAAACACAAUAAUAAAAUAUACAUUUCACUUGAACAUUUUUGCAGAAUGUAAUUGAUUGAAGUAGAUUCUCAUUUGAAUCUUCGCACGUAAGCGUUGUUUACCUUGUCACAGUACAAACUCCACAGAUUAGACGGAAAUCAAAGAGAUAACAGAACCCAUAUGACAUGAUAACGGACAUCGUUUACUAUUAUAAGAGGAUAGUUCAUCUGCAGAUGGUCCAUCGGCACCAUCGAUCUUCAAAUUAGUCGCGAUUAUUUCCUUCUUUGCCGUUUCCCUUAUGUAAUCUUAACUCGUUGGUUUACAAAUUCGAGACUUAUAAACCCUAAUAAAAUUUCACGCGUAUGACUCAUGAAACGUUGGAAUAAAUCGACGAUAGAUAAAUCUGCGAGCAACGAAGGUCAAAUUUUAAUCCUAUCGUUAAAUUAGAGAGAUCUUUUAUCGAGAUCUGUACGGAGCAAAGGAUUACGAUAGAAAUUACGAAAGUUGACCUGUUUCUUCGAUAAGCGCUGCCAUGUUUUCACCCCACCGCUUUAUGAGGAGGAAAGUGCAAUUCAUGAGAAGCGUAGCUCGUAUCGAGCUGGGUAGUAACAACGUUGCCUCCUCGAGAAUACUGUCUCCGAGACUACUCCAGUCAUUCGACGACUCGUCUUGUUCUUUCAUUAGGAGAUUUGCUGUGUCGUCCGCGGCAAUGGCGAAAAUAAAGGCUGGAGCAGUGGUCGAUAUCCUGGGCGAUGAGAUGACAAGAGUCAUCUGGGAUUCCAUUAAGGAGAAACUAAUUUUACCGUACUUAGAUAUCGAGCUGCACACUUACGACUUAGGAAUUGAAAAUCGCGACGCUACCUCUGAUCAAGUAACCGUAGAUUGUGCGGAGGCUAUCAAGAAGUAUAAUGUAGGGAUAAAGUGCGCCACGAUCACUCCUGACGAGAAGAGAGUAGAGGAGUUCAAGCUGAAACAAAUGUGGAAGAGUCCAAACGGUACCAUUAGGAACAUACUGGGUGGCACGGUUUUCCGCGAAGCUAUUAUUUGCAAGAACAUACCGAGACUGGUGACCACUUGGAACCAGCCGAUCAUAAUCGGCAGGCACGCUUAUGGCGAUCAGUACAAGGCUACGGACUUCGUAGUGCCAGGACCUGGUAAACUGGAAAUCUCGUGGACCGGAGAUAACGGAAAAAAGAUACAGCACACGGUGCAUGAAUUCAAGGGACCCGGCAUUGCUCAGGCUCAGUUCAAUACGGAUGAGAGUAUUCGUGACUUUGCUCACAGUUCCUUCAAAUUUGCUUUGUCGAGGGAUUAUCCGCUGUAUUUGUCCACGAAGAACACUAUUCUGAAACAGUACGACGGUAGGUUCAAGAACAUCUUCCAAGAAAUAUAUGAGAAGGAGUAUAAGUCGCAGUUUGAGGCCAAGAAGAUUUGGUACGAACACCGACUCAUCGAUGACAUGGUAGCGUACACGAUGAAGUCCGACGGUGGUUUCGUAUGGGCCUGCAAGAACUACGACGGCGACGUUCAGUCAGAUUCCGUGGCACAGGGCUACGGUUCUCUGGGUCUAAUGACCUCCGUUUUAAUCUGUCCUGAUGGACGCACGGUAGAAGCCGAAGCCGCUCACGGUACGGUCACGAGACAUUAUCGAAUGUAUCAGCAAGGGAAGGAAACGUCGACCAACCCUAUUGCCUCGAUAUUCGCGUGGACGAGAGGCUUGCUUCACCGCGCGAAAUUGGAUAACAAUGCAGACUUGAAACGGUUCGCGGAGACCUUGGAAAAAGUUUGCAUCAGUACCAUCGAAUCAGGGCAGAUGACGAAGGAUCUCGCGAUCUGUAUUAAAGGCAUGAACAACGUUACCAGGUCCGAUUAUUUAGAAACGUUCGAGUUCAUGAACAAACUGGCAGAGAAUCUGAAGAAGCAAUUGAAGUGACUCAAUUUCUCUGGCAAGAUGCUGGCUAAGUAUUGAGUACCUACAGAGGAAACUAAUUAUCGGUUGCGGGAAAGAAAGCUGCAUUUAAUUUAGUGUGCAUUAUAUCGCGUAAACGAGAUUCGAUACGAGAAGAACGAAAACUUAAUAUAUUACAGAUAUACGUUUACAACGUUUCGAUUUAAUAUUUUAUCUAUUUGUAUGUAUACUUGUACUAAUUUUUUAAAAGAUUGUUAACUGUAAGGAUUGUUUAAUUUAAUAAACAAGUAUGUA